AUGGGCCUAGACACCCGCACUCCCAUCACCCUAUGGAAAGACAAAGCCAUGGUGGAAGCCAACUUGGCAGUGCUUCACAGCUUCCAGCAGAAAGGUGUCACCAUCGUUGACCAUCACACGGCUUCCGAGUCCUUCAUGAAGCACCUCGAAAACGAGGUUAGGCUCAGAAACGGGUGUCCAGCAGACUGGGUUUGGAUUGUGCCACCACUGUCUGGAUCUGCAACACCGGUGUUCCACCAGGAGAUGGCAUUGUACUAUUUGAAACCGUCUUACGAAUACCAGGUUGGUCAACAGAAAUAUUCUUUGUAG
Molecule: messenger RNA, 309 nt
Organism: Acanthoscelides obtectus
Lineage: Eukaryota; Metazoa; Arthropoda; Insecta; Coleoptera; Chrysomelidae
Source: the annotation of a GenBank genome assembly